AUGGUGCGCGGCGGGAUGCUCACCCCUUGGUGGACCAGCCGGCGGAAGGCGGUCUCUGGUAUGUCGGGCCGCAGCAUGAAGCUGACCGGACUGAACACGAUGGACGAUCCGAAGGGUUUCAGCAAGCUCGGACAUGCUGAACUGAGACGGCGGGGCCUCAAACGGCUCGCUGGUGUGGCCGGGGCGGCGGUGCUCUACAGCGCCCUGCGUCACCUCUGGCCGGCCCCGGGCGCCCUGUGCACGCUCCUGCUGUCCUUCAUGGCCUGCUGGAUCAUCUACACGGAGAUGUCGCGCAUGCAUCACCUCAAGCAGGAGACGAACCUCCUCAGCGAGCGCGUCCGGCAACUGAUGGAGGCGCGCCGCGCAGCCGGCCUGGCGCGGCUCGAGCACGACAUCCGCCGCAUCCGGCACCGAGUUCUCCCCAGCGCCGGUGCGUGGGCGGCCAUCUCCCGCACGGGCUCCGAGCAGCACCGCAAGGACGGGUCCUCGGGCGCGUGCACCGCGCCUUCGCGCUCGCCUUCCUCCGCGGACGCGCGCGUACACGACCUCACGUCGCUCGCCGUCGGCGCCCUGUCCCAGCUCGCGAAGGCAGCGAGCGCCGCGCGCUCCCCAGGCCCGCCCACGGGCGCCGGAGAGGCGUUCGAGAUCCACGAUUGGAUCGUUCGCGCCCUCAGCCCGCUCGGACUGCACCCCGCGGACGACCACGACCUCUACCGCCGCAUGCACCUCUCCCUGGACGUCGUCGACGGCUCCAGCCGCGUCGAGGUCGACCAGGGGUACUACUGCCGCCUCUGCUUGGGCUACAACCAGACCCGCCGAGGCAUGCCGGUGGUGCUGGAGCGCGGGCGGCGGCUCUGUCCGUCGUGCGCGCGGUCGCUCGUCGACGGCGCGCUCGAGGGGCGCAUCCCCGUGCCCAUCGUGUUGCCGCUGGGCGACGAGGAGGCGCACGUGCGGCCGGCGCAUCUGGAGGGCGUGCUGUCGCGGCACGAGUUCGAGCGGUUCAAGCGCGUGUACGAGGUGAAGGCGUCGCUCGGGGCGUCGGCGCCGCACCGGUCGCUGCUGGGGGGCGCGCUGCAGGACGCGAGGGAGGUGUUGAACGCGAGCGAGCGGGGGGACGCGCGGCUGCAGGAGGCCGGAACGCAGGCGGUGCGGCCAGCGGUGCGCUCGCAGGGGGAGGAGCAGCAGGGGGCGGCGGCGAGGGGGCGGUCGGAGGACUUGGGCCCGCUGGGACAGCCCAAGCACGUGGGGGCGUCGCGGUUCGCGCAAAUGCCGACGAUCGCGGACGGCGGCGCCGCGGAGGGCCGCCGGGCGUCGGUGAGGGCGCAGAACGGCACGGCAGACUCGCGGCCAAGCGCGCCGCCAUGA
Messenger RNA from Pedinophyceae sp. YPF-701, 1365 nucleotides. Lineage: Eukaryota; Viridiplantae; Chlorophyta; Pedinophyceae. The record is from the annotation of a GenBank genome assembly.